AAUCUAAUCCAAUGAACUAUUUCAUUGAUAACUUGACCACGUUAAUAGGAAUAACUUGGGAGCAAGAAAAAAUAAAAACUUGGAGGAAUAACAUGCUUAUGAAACUCCUCCAUCAUUCAAAUUUAGCUCCUUCGAAGCAUAGAAUGGGUGCAUUAUAUGAUACAUUUACCAAGACUAGUAUUUUAGGGCCAGAACAUAUAUUGGCUCUAGCAUGA
Molecule: messenger RNA, 215 nt
Organism: Racocetra persica
Lineage: Eukaryota; Fungi; Glomeromycota; Glomeromycetes; Diversisporales; Gigasporaceae
Source: the annotation of a GenBank genome assembly